This is a messenger RNA of Condylura cristata (star-nosed mole), 3777 nucleotides long. It is a transcript of the gene ARRDC4, whose product is annotated as arrestin domain containing 4. Gene Ontology annotation, biological process: protein transport. NCBI's taxonomy places the organism in Eukaryota, Metazoa, Chordata, Mammalia, Eulipotyphla, Talpidae. The record is from RefSeq and is a predicted model, not a curated record. Gene Ontology annotation, cellular component: plasma membrane; cytoplasm. The coding region runs from base 55 to 1200 and encodes 381 amino acids. The transcript has 9 exons. Gene Ontology annotation, molecular function: ubiquitin-like ligase-substrate adaptor activity.
GCGCCACUCUGCCGGCCUGCCGACCUCCCCGGCGCGGCCGCGUCGCCCGGCGGGAUGGGCGGCGAGGCGGCGUCCCCCGCGGCCGUGGGCUCCGAGGGCCGCGUGAAGAGUCUGGGUCUGGUGUUCGAGGAUGAGCGCAAAGGCUGCUACUCGAGCGGCGAGACCGUGGCGGGGCACGUGCUGCUGGAGGCUGUGUCCCCGGGGCCCCAGCAGCAGCCCCGCCCUUCAUGGUCCAUCCUCACCCUGCAUCCUGGGGCAGGAACCCUCCUACUACAGCCAGGAAGACACGAGUUUCCAUUCAGCUUUCAGCUGCCUUCUGAGCCGUUGGUAACCUCCUUCACCGGGAAAUAUGGAAGUAUUCAGUACUGUGUGAGGGCGGUUCUGGAACGGCCCAAGGCCCCCGACCAGAGCGUCAGGCGAGAGCUCCAGGUGAUCAGUCACGUCGAUGUCAACACCCCAGCAUUACUAACCCCUGUAUUGAAAACGCAAGAGAAAAUGGUCGGCUGUUGGUGUUUCACUUCUGGGCCUGUCUCGCUGAGUGCCAAAAUCGAAAGAAAAGGUUACUGUAAUGGAGAAGCCAUUCCCAUCUACGCAGAAAUCGAGAACUGCUCAUCUCGGCUGAUCGUUCCCAAAGCUGCCAUUUUCCAAACCCAGACAUACCUGGCUAGCGGGAGGACAAAGACCGUCCGGCACAUGGUGGCCAACGUGCGGGGGAGCCACAUCGCGUCCGGGAGCACCGACACGUGGAACGGAAAGACCCUGAAAAUCCCGCCUGUCACCCCGUCCAUCCUGGAUUGCUGCAUCAUCAGGGUGGAUUAUUCCUUAGCUGUGUACAUUCACAUUCCUGGUGCUAAAAAGUUGAUGCUGGAGCUGCCCUUAGUCAUUGGCACAAUCCCCUACAAUGGUUUGGGCAGCAGAAACUCCAGCGUGGCCAGCCACUUCCUCAUGGACAUGAGCUGGUGGACUCUGACUCUGCCAGAACAGCCUGAAGCUCCACCGAACUACGCCGACGUGGUGUCUGAGGAGGAGUUCUCGCGGCACGUGCCUGCGUUCCCGCGCCCGGCCGGCUCCGAGGGAGACGUGUGCUGCCCGGUGUUCGCCUGCAUCCAGGAGUUCAGGUUCCAGCCCCCGCCCCUCUAUUCUGAGGUCGAUCCGCAUCCCAGUGACAUAGAGGCCCGGCCUGUCUCCUUCAUUCUCUGAACGUAUUCCAGAAAUCACUGUGUGCCCAGAUGUGCUUGCUGGGCCUUUCCUCUGGCCUUUUUUGGGGGGAAGGGGAAGAUGAACUCAAUACAAAUGAACACCGCAACGGAAGGUGUUAGCAGUGAAGGAAUGUGUGUAAAGAGGGCCCACGGGGUGGUUCUGCAAGUUCAUGUCAUGGCACGGCCGUCUGUCCUCUCAAAAGAGACUGGAGAGGUGGAAGGUCAGUGUACUGGAGUCCCGGUGGUGAUGGGGGACGCGAGGGGCCCCUGCACUGACCCGAGGGGAAGGAAUCCGUGGGGGCAGAAAAUACCACGUGAGUGUCUUUAAAGAGGUUUCUCAAAAAGGCACUGGAGUGUCCUGAGUGCUGAGGCAGCGUGGGCUCUCAGGGGAUGCCAGGGCGCACGCGAGGGCUCUGCAGGAAUCGGAAGAAGCCUGUUGGCAGGGUCCCGGGUCUCCAUGGUUUCCCACCAUAUUCCGUAACACUGAGGUCCUUUCUUGAGAUCAUGGCCUCUCUGGGUCCUAAUGAAGUAGCAUCAUUUCCACCCUUUCCGUGGCUGGGUGCUGGAAUUGGCUGUGCAGUAUACGAAGCCAAGAACAGUUCCUUGAGAGAGCCAAGAACAGCUCAAGGGGCAAGGAUGACUUGCAAUAUGAAAAUGCUUUUUGUUGAGGCCUCUACCUGUUAUCCUUUUAAGUGCUUUAACGUGAUGCAUGCUUGGUUUGCCGCGUGUCUGACCUACCUACAAGCACAUUAGAAAAAGAACUGGGGGGAAGGGUCGCAUCCACAGGAUGCCUUGAUAACUACACAGGGGACUCCUGCCAGGCCUCACUGGAGUCCCUGCUAAUUUGCAGCCUCAUCUCAUGUGUCCCCAAGUCUGCACUGGACCAAGGGACAGUGCAGUCCGAGUCUGCUCUGGACCACUGACCCAUAAAGUCAGCAUUAGCCAGAACCUUCUACAUGUAUACCAAAGGGUAUUUCAAAAUAAAUGCGAGGUCAGAAGAGGGCAGACAUUUCCAUAAAAAGACAUUAACCCCGUUCCUGUCAUGAGACUUAGGUCGGGUGGCAGUCACUGUGUUAUUCCAAUUCUUCAGUAAUUCUGCAUAAGCUGUGAUUGUUUAUUGUCUUGGUGCAAUAUUUUAUUAUCAUUUAACCUCAGGAUAUUCAGACCUACAGGAUUGUUGCUGCUAAACGUCUGAGCAGUGUCUUGCCGUCCCCUCGCCUCACAGUCACACCUCCCUUGUUUUCCCUCUAAUCUGUUGGUUUUGUGAGCUGAGAGCAUUUCUGGACACCCAGCAGAAGGCGUGAUGCCCACCCCAGAUUGGAGAGCAGCUGAGUAGUUUUCACCUUGUCCUAAAGGUCUGACUCGGACACCCUGGUGCUUCCCUUGUAGAACACUGUACCUUACUCCUCAGAACGAUGUGUUUUUCUUUCAAUCGAUAUACUCAACUGGGAAUAGAAAAGUUCUUCAAAGGUUAGAUUUUCUCUUUGAAAUGUCAUGGGCCAUCUGAUCAGGGAUGUUUCUACAGAUAGAAGGUAAAUGUGUGGUUUUCAGCCUUCUGGAUAUACCUGUCCAUAAUCAUGUGAGCGCCAUAAUCAUCAGCUUCAGUGUAAAAUAAUGUGAAUUGUAAAAUCACAAGCCUCGCCUUCCUUACAAGCCACUGUAUAAAAUGACAUUGCAAAACAUACACCAAUAAUUAAGCUACUGAAACUGUCACAAAACUUUAUCCCCUGCUUCGGUUGUUAAGUGAUUUUUUUGUUUGUUUUUAUUUUGGGGUGUGUUCUUAAACAGAUAUGUGCAUUCAAGUGCUGUCUAAACACAUUUGCUUUUACUUCAACAAAGACCAUCUUCGAUUGUUUCUGGACUUCUGAGUUACAGUUUAAGCCACCUGGCCAUCUCUGUGAUACCAAAACAAAGUGAAAGGAGCACAAUAAAGCAGCAUGGAGGAGGAGAUGCAUGGCAGGUUCCAGUGGAAGAGCACCUGCCUCCAGGAACCCUCACGUGAAGGAGGGGUCCCCUUUACUCUGAGGCUGUGAAGUGCCCCCACAAACUUGAAGCAAAGCUGAUUUUGUAGCACUGGAGAGAGGAGCUAAGGUGUGAUCUGCCUUACUGAAUUGAUGUCAGAUAUCUGACUUUAAGCAGGAGGUUGAACCUGCAUACCUUUUUAUCAUCAAGAAAUUGUUUCAUGAAUGCAAAAGAUUCUACUUUGGAGCAGAGAAAUACCUGGGAAUGAGAUCAAAAUGCAGCUGCUGUUACUUGCUUGUUUACUCCCUUGGUUUAGUUCACAAAGAAACCAUUGCCUUAGAAUUUUCUUUUUGAUGCAAAAAUCUUGAAAUUGGAAAUGUGCGUUGGAUAGCAAAAAAAAUCCUAUCACAGGCAGAACGUUCCUUUUGAUUUCUUUGUUUUGCACAUUAAAAACACAACAGGCAGGGGUUAUGUUUUCAAUAAGUUAACUAUGAAAACUUUUUUAUUUUUAUUUAAAAAUGUAACCGUUUAACCCACAGGAAAAAUAAUGAUUGUAUUUUGUACUCUUGUUUGGACCCCAUGGGUUCCUUUUGUUAAUAAAAAUAUUACAUCCAUG